This is a messenger RNA of Cyclopterus lumpus (lumpfish), 5251 nucleotides long. It is a transcript of the gene lrrfip1a, whose product is annotated as leucine rich repeat (in FLII) interacting protein 1a. The record is from RefSeq and is a predicted model, not a curated record. NCBI's taxonomy places the organism in Eukaryota, Metazoa, Chordata, Actinopteri, Perciformes, Cyclopteridae. Gene Ontology annotation, biological process: regulation of transcription by RNA polymerase II. The coding region runs from base 628 to 4602 and encodes 1324 amino acids. The transcript has 12 exons. Gene Ontology annotation, molecular function: RNA polymerase II cis-regulatory region sequence-specific DNA binding; DNA-binding transcription factor activity, RNA polymerase II-specific.
UGAUUGAGUACAGACUUUGAAGUUCGUCAGAGUGACAGGUUCGAGCCUCUUACUGUGAGUCCGUCAGGUGGUGGAGUCCGACCGCUCCUGGAUAAACACGAGGCAGUUUAAAAACAUUACAAAGUCGUAGUUCAGCUAAGAGUUGAUGUUUUUUUUAUGACGGUGUCUGUUAAAUAUAUACCCAUAGUAUGACAGACGGGCAGCCCACGGAGACGGUUCAAAGGGGCGUAAUGAACGGUUCCGACUGAAUUGGCAAGUAAACGCACCAGAAGCGCACGUGGGGCAGAUGUCGACGCAGUUUGAACCAGACUUCGUCGCGAGUUUCUACGUCGUGCCAGAAACACAUGAAGAAGUGUAAAAAAAAAAAAAAAAAAAAAAAAAAAAAACCUAAAAGGAAACGGAUGUAUGACAAUGACCCACGAUGUGAACGCGACCAGACGCGGUUUGUUUUGUGUUUAUGUUUUUAAUCUCCUCUCGUUUACUUUGAUAUAUUAGCGACACGUGAGAGCCGCGAGCUAGUUUAGUUCACGUCACUGCUGUGUUUGGGAUUAUUCGGUGCGCUCUUUGGACCACAAAGUGUGACUUUUUAACCGACAGUAAGUGGACAAGUAUCUGAGACAGAAAACCAUGGGGACUCAGGGCACAGGACGGAAAAGGUCCACCAAGAAGGAGAGGUCGACGGCCGAAGACGAUGCCCUCAAUCUCAUAGCGAGAGAGGCCGAGGCCAGGCUGGCAGCCAAGAGGGCAGCCAGGGCAGAGGCCAGAGAGAUCCGCAUGAAGGAGCUGGAGCGACAGCAGAAAGAGCUCUCAGACGACGAUGAGCGGAUGUCAGUGGGAAGCCGGGGCAGCGUCAGGGUGGAGGACAGAGAUUAUCUUGAGAAGGGGUCUCGAGCAGCUUCUGCCUUAACAGCAGCAACCCUCACCUCCGUAGGCGCGACUUCCUUGCGGAGGGGAAGCAGCGAGACGGCUCUAACUAUCGAUGCAGAGACUUCUAUACGAGAAAUCAAGGAGAUUCAUGAACUGAAGGAUCAGAUUCAAGAUGUGGAAUCCAAGUACACGCAGAACCUAAAAGAAGUCAAGGAUGCUUUCGUGGAGGUGGAGGAGAAGUACCGCAAGGCCAUGGUGUCCAACGCCCAGCUGGAUAACGAUAAGAACAACCUGAUGUACCAGGUGGACACGCUCAAGGACUCGCUCAUGGAGCUGGAGGAACUGCUGUUCGAGUCGCACCGCGGAUAUGAGGAGAAGGUCAAGGACCACGAGCGCGAGAAACACGCCCACACGGUGCUUCAGUUCCAGUUCAGUGAAAUGAAAGAGACGCUAAAACAGAGUGAAGAGCUGCUAAACGACAUCCGCCAGCUGCGUAUCAAGCAGGAGGGUUUUGUCAGAGAAAUCUCUGACCUGCAGGAGACGGUGGAGUGGAAGGAUAAAAAGAUUGGGGCCUUAGAGCGACAGAAAGAAUACACAGACGCUAUUCGAAUUGAGCGAGAUGAGCUCAGAGAAGAGGCGGUGAAGCUGAAAGACAUUCUGAAGAAACAUGGAAUAGUACUGGGUCCUGAUCUAAACAUCAAUGGGGAGAUUGGUGAGGCAGAAGUGGACGGGUCCCCCAGUGCAGACCCUGCUACCCAACCGGCUCAGGACUCGCACACCGCCCCAUCGGAGGGGAACAGCAUGCUGGGCAACAGAGAGGACACUCCGUUGAGGAGUAGCAGAGAGGAAGAGGUGGAUCCAGAGCGCCGUCAAGAAAUGUUUGAGGAAGAAAAAGAGAAUCCUGCCAGCUGUGAUGCACUCUGUAAUGUUGCUGGUGUGUCCACGCUGGAGACAUCUAGCGAAGAACAGCCAACAGAAGAACAGACGUGCUUGAAAGAGGACAAUGUUGAAGAAAGUGGCCUCGGCAAGGACUUAAAUGUUGACAAUAUUGACCAAUCAAUCACAGAAGCCAAAUAUACAAUCAUUUGCAGUCCUGGGCUUAAAGAGAUUGUAACAAGUUCUGAGGAAAAUGUUCCAGAAACCAAAUCACCUAAAGGGGGAGAUUUAGGGGAAACGAGUCACCCAGAUUUAGGGGAGACAAGUCACCCAGAUUUAGGGGAGACUGAAACCAAAAGCAGUCGUGUUGACACAGAGGGUGAUGAAAUUAGAGAGCCAUGUAACAACCUUUUUGAGAAGCAAGAAAACAAACUGGAAGAGGAGGAAAGUAACUUGUUAAAUACAGAAUCAUAUCAUCAGCAAAAAGUUGCACAAGAUGUUAUGGCAGAAGGUUUACCUGAUGAGUCCGACCCAAAUGUGUCAAACACCGAACCUCAACAAGAGCCUGAGAAUGCCAAAGAGGCACAGGACGACGAGGCAGAGGAAAUAUCAGGUAAAUGUCAGCCUCAGGAAGCCGCUGCUUCAGGGAAGAAGAAGAAAAGGAAGAGGAGAGGCAAAAAGAAAGGAGGAACACAUGAGGAUAAGAACCAACAAAAAGAAGGAAUUGAUCAAGAAAAAGACAAAAAAGAAGUAGACAACGAAUCGGCAACAAGACACCUCCUAGAACCUGAACUCGACGGUUCUGCCACUGAAACUCUCAAGAAGUCGAUGGUGGAUCAAGUUAAGAAUGAGCAGGACAGGCGAGAAGAGGCAGUAGAAGCAGCAAAACCCACAGAAACCUUUUUUACCAAUGAACCUCUGAAAGAAUCUCUAGUGGAACUUGUUCCAGAUGAGCACGACAAAGAACAAAAGUUGGAGACUGAGAACUUAAAAGAAGCAGAACCCGGGUCAACUCCCAAGAAAGAAAGGUUGGAUAAUGUUCCGGAUGAACAGAACAAGGGACGAAGUUCAGAAACUGAAAUCGUAGAAGCAGUCGAGGCAGUGGCACCAGGUGAAACAUUUUCUCACGUUGAAACCCUCAACGACUCCAGAACAAAUGCCAAAAAGGACGAGGGACAAACUUUGGAAACUGAGAACGUAGAGGAAGUGGGAUCUAUAACAAGUCCUGUUCCAGAGACCAAACCCAGCACUUCUGAUCUUAUCGACAACUCUAAAGAUGCAGAAAGCACUGAUGGUCUUGACAGAGAGUGUUCUUCCAGUUUAGAUAACCCUAAAAGUGAAACUAGCAUCUCAACCACUGAAGAUGUCACCCACACAGAGUCAAAAAGUGAUAGUGUAGAGGAUGAAGUUGGGUUCAUUGAGAUGCAAUCUGAUUGUACAACUAAUAACCCUGAGAACACCCUUGAAACGAGCGAUAAGGAAAACACUGAAGAAUUGAAUGUUCCAAGCAAUGGUGACGUUGCUGCCGAUGAACCUGAAUCCACCAUCAUUCCUGAGAGUAGGGACAAGGCGUCUGUGUCCCAGUCCUCUACCGAUGUCUUCACGGACGCUCUUCUUCUCAAGAGCUUGUCUGGCUCAGAGUCGCCCGUAGCCGUCAACAUGGGCAGCGGUGUUGCUUCAAAAGAGGUUUUAGGUGGAGGUCCAGAGGAGGCAAGAGCAGAGACUGAGCAGGAAUCCUUUCCUCCUCCCAAUCCUGAUGGGGACGAUUCAGAGCCAAAAACAGAAAGAACCAAAAAGGAAAAGUUGAACGAAGGCUUGACGGACGCCGAAGAUUUAGUUAAGUCAGCCCACUCACGUGAUGGACAAAGUGAUAGUUGUGCAUUAUUGAUUAAGACCACCGAUGCCUUUGACUCUGUGAAGAGUCUGCUGGAGACAGUUGGCGUAGCACAGGCCAAACAACUGGGUGACGUACAAAGCCAGGAUCUGCCUGAGGAAUCAAAUGCCAAAGUGUCCUCUGAAACAGAAAAGGUCGAUACCAUUGACGUGUUGAAUACACCGGCCUCUCCAAAAGAAGUGACUGAAAUUGGGUCCUCGACAGAGCAGGACCACAGAGGGAAAGAGUCGACCGUUCCAGAACAUCCAAACAGUCAAAAGGAUCCGCAGAGCGAGACAGAGCAACUGCAUGAACCCGGCAAAGACAAGUCUGAGGAUGACGAUCCAUCUCAACCCUCUCUCCAGGACAACGAUGAAGAGGACGGGGACGAAGGACAUUCUUUUGAUUUCGAUGACGUGGACGUGGAGGCAGCUGUAGCAAGACUGAGAAAUCCAAAACAGGAAGAAGUGGAGGAGGGAGUUGAAGUCAUGCCCGAUGACCGCAGCAAUUGUAGUUUGUCCAAUGAGAAUAGACGAGCUGAGCCAGUUGAGAGCAUUGACGAGCAGGGUACGGUUGACGGGUGUAACCGGGUAGAGUCCCUCAAUACUGCUCCUCCAGACAACCAAACCUCCCACAGGGACGCCUUGUCCAAAGAAGGGGGGCAGGUGGUAAAUGCGUGUGAAAAGCAGAAACACAUUCCAGAGGAAGAAGUGGGUGUGCCAGAUGAGCACCGGCACAUUUCAGAGGGAGGACAGGGUUUGAGUGUUGGAGGACUGGGCGUUGUUGCAGAGGACAUUGUCCAGGUGGCCUCUCUGCCUGUAGAGGAAGCAUUAGAUGCCAUUAAGCAUGAGCUGCAGGGCCAAGAUUUACCAAAGAGAGCAGAACAGGUGGCCAGCAGUAAAGAGCCACAGCAGACAGGGAACGAUGUGAAGAGGAACAGCAAGAAAGGCAAAGGCAAGGGCAAAGAGGAGUGUAAGAUGUCUUAGCUUAUAGAUGGUAUAUAGCAUAGAUAUAUAUCAUUUAAUCAGGCUUUGCUUAGCUGUUUACAAAGUAGUACAAUAAAUAGGUGCCGCACUUUGAUCCUUCCCCAAAUGAAUAUACGGUUGAAUAUCAUUCAAUUAACUCCAUGUAAACAGUCCAAAGGACAGAUCUCAGAACCAGUAUCAGAAUGUAACCUGCUUGGUAACGGUAGAUCUUACUAUGGACAAUACUGCACUUGCUAUGUCAUUAUUGUUAUUGAUGCACAUAUCUCAUGCUGUUGCUUGUCAUGUGCUUGUCAUGUGUCGUGGAUGAAUAAUGUUGUAUCACAUAAUUUUCUCAUGCUACAAUUUCAGGAUUGAUUGAUUCAUUCCAUGGGUGUACAAUUGAAGAAAAAAAGCACAUGUUAAUUGGUAAUGGGUUAGUUAGCGAACUAGCUUGUACGUGCUCCUGCGGUAAUGUUAGUGGUUAAAAUGCAAAGUGCUUGGAGACCCUGAUCUGUUCUCAGGGAGUAAUUCAACUGCUGUUUGAAAGCCAUUACAUCUCCAAGAAUGGGAAGUGUAUCACACCUGUAUGUUUGCAUGUUAUUGCACUUAAUGAAAAGACAAAUGUCCAUGCCGAAAUGCCAAUAAAUACCCUGCUGUUACCCGUUUAAAA